UAUUAUAAACUAUUUACAAAUAUUAUUAUUGACGUGCAGUUGAUUGAAGAGAUUUCUACAAUCUUGACACAAUUUCGUUUUAACUAAUUGUCAUUAAAAGGAAAGGAAAGAAAAUUUAUUCAGAGAGGGAAAGGUUAAAAGCAACAAAUGGCAACAGGAAAAGAGAAAGGAAUACUGACGGAUGCCAUUACAGAAGAUGAACAAAACCUUUUGGUGGAGCUGGGAAAACGUCUUACAAAUGGUCAUCCACUGUGUAUGAAGAUUAAAAAUCUGUCUGAUACAGCAAUGGUAAAUGGAUGUGUAGCCCCCAACCGUGGGAUAAUUCACUCUGUCCUGCCCGCGAGUAUUGCACCUAACUCCUUCCAUUGUCUUGGAUUCCAUAAGACAAGGUAUUCCUUGUAUGGCACGGUCGGUGUUGUUGCUUAUGAUGUUGAUAACUUUAAACUUUGCAUCAUGUAUGGUAAUCCUUACAGGGGAAUGAAUAAAGCAGGGUUUCUUUGGUGCGAACGAAAAAAGGAAAUUGUUCGCAAAUUUGACGAUAAGAUGCUGGAAAUUGGAACUACAUUUUAUAGCGGAGGAACUAUGAAAUGGACAUCGAGUUAUUCUCCCGAUGAGAAAUACAUCGCUGAAGGAUUUGUUUCUCAGGGAGAUCCGGCAUAUCUCCAUAUUCAUGUCCGAAAUAACAAUGCAUGAAAAUAUUCUUCAGGCAUGUUUUUGUAUCUAUGUGAACUAGAAGUAUUGGAUUCUAAAUUAUAUUUCGUAAAGGUGUACUUAGGGGUUUUUUUGCAGAUAUUGUAAAGCGCGAUGAUAAUAAAGAUAAAUGGAGUUUCACGGAAAUCUAAAUUAU
Messenger RNA from Saccostrea cuccullata (small rock oyster), 847 nucleotides. RefSeq lists its product as uncharacterized. NCBI's taxonomy places the organism in Eukaryota, Metazoa, Mollusca, Bivalvia, Ostreida, Ostreidae. The record is from RefSeq and is a predicted model, not a curated record. The transcript has 3 exons. Bases 148 to 693 code for a protein of 181 amino acids.